AAAAAAAAAAAAAAAGUCUUAAAGUGUCAAGAUGGUGAAGAUGGGGUGAGAGGAGCCACAAGAGGAAGCAGAGAUGGCAGCAGCAAGACGUGUGUUCCACCUUCAGCCAUGUGAGAGUCCCCCCCCGGCAGCGAUGUCCAGAAAUGGAUACUUUUUUGAAGAGACUGGUUACCAUAAGUGUGACACAGAUGACGGCUGUGACCCCAAAGAGGAAGAAGGAGUUGGAGGAGAGGAGCUUUUUGACACUGUACACUCAUCCAUCGUCUCUGGAGAGAGCAUCAGGUUUUUUGUAAAUGUCAACUUGGAAGGCCCACAAAGUGCUGCAGCGGAAAACGAGAGUUCGGGCUGCGUAUUACUACAUACAUCAAGGAAAUACCUGAAGUUAAAGAAUUUUGAGGAAGAGGUCCGGGCACAUCGGGACUUGGAUGGCUUCCUUGCCAAAGCUAGCAUCAUUCUGGAUGAGACAGCAACCUCUUUGGAUGACGUCCUUCGGGAGAUGCUUAAGCACUUUGUGGAAGACCCAGAGAAUGCAGAGCCCACCUGUAACUUUGAUAAAAUCAUGAGCACUUUAUUUACUGAUUCUGGGGCUCCCAGGGAAGGAAAUGUUCACCUUCUCUCUGACACGAUUCAAGGAGUUACAGCAACCGCCACUGGGGUUCAAUACCAGCAAUCUUGGCUUUGUAUAAUUUGCACUAUAAAGUCCCUUCAGAGACGUCAUGUUUGUAUUAGCCGACUUGAGAGGCCGCAGAAUUGGGGUGAAAAUUCAUGUGAAGUGCGAUUUGUAAUUUUGGUCCUGGCGCCUCCCAAAAUGAAAAGUACCAAGACUGCAUCUGAAGUUGGAAGAACCUUUGCCACCAUGUUUUCAGACAUCGCUUUUCGGCAGAAACUUUUAGAAACUAAAACGGAAGAGGAGUUUAAGGAAGCUUUAGUGCACCAGCGACAUCUCUUAACAGUAGUAAACAGGCAUUCGUCAGUGAAUGAUAGCCACAAGGUCAACAGCCACAAACCUCUGAAGCUGCAAGAAUUUUUCAAUGUGGGGAAGGGAAUAUUCGAUGACAUAGCACGCAGAUUACCAGUAUACCCUUUGGAUUUUACAGACGGUAUAAUUGGAAAUAACAAAGCCAUAGGAAAGUACAUUACAACUAUGAUUUUCUUGUACUUUGCCUGCCUCCUGCCCUCAAUAGCAUUUGGCUCUUUGAACGAUGAAAGCACUGCAGGGGUGAUUGAUGUCCAAAAAACCAUUGUUGGACAAUGCAUUGGCGGUGUUAUUUAUGCGCUAUUUGCUGGACAGCCUUUGGUUGUUCUUUUAACGACGGCGCCUCUGGCAUUAUAUAUUAAUGUUAUCAGAGGAAUCUGCGAUGACUACAAAUUGGAUUUUAAAGCGUUUUAUGCAUGGACUGGACUGUGGAAUAGCUGUUUUUUAAUUCUGUAUUCUCUGUUCAAUUGUAGUCUCUUGAUGAAGCUCUUAAAAAGGUCAACAGAAGAAAUCAUAGCACUUUUCAUUUCUAUAACAUUUGUGCUGGACGCACUUAAAGGGAUUAUCAAAAUUUUCAAAAAGUAUUAUGUUGACGACACUCCAGGCUCACUCAUAUACUAUGAAAAGGGAUCUGUGGAACCAUUUCCCAGUCUAAACAUCACCCCUGACAGUAUACUAAACUCAACCUUCAACAGCUCCCUAAUGCUGCAGAAUCAUAGCAUGGAUCAUGAUGACCAUCCGCACGGGAGAGAGUCUGCUGUCCUCAGCCUUAUGCUGAUGUUUGGGACACUCUGGUUGGGUCACACGCUUUACCAGUUCAAGAAAAGCCCUUAUCUGCACUCAAGAGUGCGUGAAAUGCUGUCAGAUUGCGCUCUUCCCAUAUCCGUGCUCACCUUCUCUGUGAUUGGUUCUUAUUUCUUCAAGGAAAUACACAUUGCUAAAUUUAAUUACAAGACUGAGAGUUUGUUUGUGGUGUCUCAUAUCGGAUCGUUAUCAACGGGCUCCAUAACCAGUGCGAUGGGACUGGGAUUCUUGCUGUCUAUGCUUUUCUUCAUAGAGCAGAACAUUGUAGCAUCUCUCACAAAUGCGCCAGAAAACAGAUUAGUUAAAGGCACUGCUUAUCACUGGGAUCUCCUGCUUGUGGCCCUUAUUAACACAGGACUGUCUGUUCUUGGGAUGCCCUGGAUACAUGCCGCCUUCCCACACUCACCCAUGCACGUCCGAGCACUGGCCAAUGUGGAGGAGAGAGUGGAGCACGGACAUAUUUAUGAGACGAUUGUGAGCGUGAGGGAGACUCGUCUGACAUCGCUGGUAGCAAACAUCCUGGUGGGCCUUUCCCUCUUCCUCCUGCCGUACCCUCUUCAGUGGAUCCCCAAGCCUGUGCUGUACGGCCUCUUCCUGUAUAUUGCCCUGACCUCGAUUGAUGGGAGCCAGCUCUUUGAGAGGGUGGUCUUACUGUUGAAAGAGCAGACGGCGUACCCACCAACUCAUUACAUCAGGAGAGUGCCACAAAGAAAAAUCCACUAUUUCACAGGCCUGCAAGUUGUUCAGCUCAUUAUCCUGUGUGGCUUUGGGAUGUCUCCGCUUCCCUACAUGAAGAUGAUCUUUCCUCUAAUUAUGAUAGGGAUGAUACCCAUCAGAUACAACCUACUGCCCAAAAUUAUUGAAUCAAAGUAUCUGGAUGCUAUGGAUGCUGAGCACUAAUGUGGAUUUCUUUUUCUGGGGAUUUCUGGAUCUUUUAACUUGGCCGGGAUGGAUUACAGUUAUUGGAGAUCUAUUUUUACAUGUGACUCUGGAUUUGUAUGGUUACAGCUUUACAGGGGAGAACUAACCAAAGCCGAGGCCAAGACUGGAACUCUUUCAAAGACAGAAGUAAACCAACAUUAUUACAGUAAUAACUGGAAAAGCCCAAAGAUGAUAAUUUUGUUUUAUUGCAUUUUGAAUUGUAAGUGUAUUGUUUUAUUUUUAAAAGUACUUUAUAUCUCGAAAGAACCAAAUGUUUAUUUACCCUGGACUACAACCAUCCUCUUU
This is a messenger RNA of Bombina bombina (fire-bellied toad), 3007 nucleotides long. RefSeq names its product solute carrier family 4 member 11-like. Gene Ontology annotation, biological process: transmembrane transport; monoatomic anion transport; monoatomic ion homeostasis. The record is from RefSeq and is a predicted model, not a curated record. Lineage: Eukaryota; Metazoa; Chordata; Amphibia; Anura; Bombinatoridae. Gene Ontology annotation, molecular function: solute:inorganic anion antiporter activity. The transcript has a single exon. Gene Ontology annotation, cellular component: basolateral plasma membrane; plasma membrane. The coding region runs from base 74 to 2680 and encodes 868 amino acids.